ACUCCCACCCGGACAUGCUCAACGUGAUGAUUGUGUUUCAACUGCGAAACGCUCAUGAGAAUGGAACGACCGCACAGUGUGAGCUGCGGCGGGCGAUGCAGUCCAUGUCGGCAACCGCUCAACGUUCAACCAUCAGCUUCCAUAGUAUCGAGACGGCGGGCGAGUUAGCGAAUCACCAUGUUCAAUUAUAGCCUGCAGCAUUGCCUCGCGCCUAGGAGGCAAUCACGCUCCUCACUUUCUCGUCGCUAUAAGUAGCACAUGCAUGGCAUCAACAAACGUGCCCUCCUUGGCGGCUGCCUUGGCUUCUUCACUCCUCAUAACGCCGAAUGUAGGACACGGUCUCCUCGCCUCCACACUUGUCUCGUCUGCAUCUCAUACGCUCUGAAAUACCGCGAUGCGAGAGUGGUUGACACUUGCGGAAUUCUUCGUCUGGAUCAUCGGGGUGGCGGUUCUGGUGGUGUGGAACUUGCCCUCAAGCGCGUCGUCCCGGCAGAAUGCUCGACAGGGUAGCUGGAAUACCGAUCUCGAGCAGCUCGAAGCUGCACCAAUCCUCGCAGCUGUGGUGCCGGCGAGACAGCGACGCAGCGCGUUCAAGGCAUACCGACUUACGGGGACCACCUUCCUCAUAGUUCAGGUAAACGACAUCUACUCGGAGCACCCGUACAUCUACGCCAAACUUGUCCCGGAGGCGAACACCAUUCUCGUGCUGGACACAGGCUGCGGCGGCGCUUCGAACGACCGAAAAGUUGAGGUUACGAGUUUGCGCGAGUUCAUGGAGACGGUAGGGGUGGAGGACAACGGCGGCAAGCCGCUGAACGAGGGCGGAAAAAUGCAAUAUGUCGUCGCGUUGAGCCACUGCCAUUACGAUCACAUCCUGGGCGUUGAACAGUUCACCCAUGACUCUCCAAUUCUCCAAUCAUCCCACUCGCCAUCUUUUAUUUCGCGCGAAAGCCUCCCCGUACACUCCCUCUGCGCGGACCUGAAUAUCCGCACACCAUCCUUUCAGUCCGCUCUAAUUCCCCACAACCGGCCACUCCUGUCAGCCUCCGGAGUUCCCCUCGGCAUUGUCCUUCUACACACGCCGGGCCACACGCCCGAUGAACUAGCGCUCUGGGAUGCGGAUGAGCAAAUGCUCUAUGUCGGUGACACAUUAUAUGAAUGGGAGCCCAUCAUCUUCCCGAACGAGGGAGACAUCCGAGCGUGGCUAGAUACCGUGGACGCGCUCAUCACAGUGGUUAUUGCUUCGCAUACACCAGAAGCGGUGUUGAUCAAUUGCGGUCAUAGGUCAGCGAUGAGACCUGCUCUAGAGGUGUUGCGUACGGCGAAGGCAUUUAUGAUGGACGUCCUCUUGGGGAAAGAGCCGAUACGGAAGCGAGCGAAAAGAAGGGGUUUAGACUACGUGGAGUACGUUCAGGCAUCAAGACGGUAUAGCCUGCGAUGUCCAUUGCGUCUCGUCGAGGAGGCGAGAGAUUCCAUUGAGACGAUGUAGUCCAUGUACGAGCUGUGAGACUGUAAUAGUAUGAGAUGCUGGCGAUAUAUGCGGUAAAAUCUUAUGGACCAGAUGAACCUCACGGUCGUGCAUUCUUCAGGACUUCCUGUUCGAGUUGCGCCAGAAAGGCGUCUGCAGCGUUCAUCGGUGUUUCCUUCACUUCCGCCUUCUGUUUCCCCUUGCUACUCGAUUUGGCUUCUAGAGCAGCGAAGGGGCUCAUCGGUGCAGGUGACGGUAUCGCUGGAACUGGUCCGGGACUUGCACCCUCCGCAGGCGCAGACGUUCGGGUGCCGGCAAGCUUCCUUCUCUUUGCAUCCACCAUCUUUCUUCUUUCCUCCAGUUCUCUCUUCCUCUUCUCCAUCGCCCGACUCUUGAUCGGCCCAGAACCUUCCUCUCCGGGCGCCCGCAUGCCGUCCAUCUCCCCAGGCCGAACGUCCGCCGCGCCAAUCUCUUCACGCGUCUUCUCCGUCUCCUCGCGC
Molecule: messenger RNA, 1968 nt
Organism: Laetiporus sulphureus 93-53
Lineage: Eukaryota; Fungi; Basidiomycota; Agaricomycetes; Polyporales; Laetiporaceae
Product: Metallo-hydrolase/oxidoreductase
Exons: 2
Coding region: 395-1489 (364 amino acids)
Source: RefSeq, a predicted model, not a curated record